Messenger RNA from Penaeus indicus, 873 nucleotides. Its product is annotated as homeobox protein ceh-31-like. The record is from RefSeq and is a predicted model, not a curated record. The transcript is spliced from 5 exons. Bases 1 to 873 code for a protein of 290 amino acids. Gene Ontology annotation, molecular function: DNA-binding transcription factor activity, RNA polymerase II-specific; DNA binding. Gene Ontology annotation, biological process: regulation of DNA-templated transcription. Lineage: Eukaryota; Metazoa; Arthropoda; Malacostraca; Decapoda; Penaeidae.
AUGUUAGAGGAGAGGGGACACGUGAGCAAGCGCCGCCCCAUCUGCGGACGCUUCUGCGGACAAGGCAUAAGGUACAGAGACAGCAGUCCGGAAGGCGUGACCCCCACCCCGCCCCACCCCCACCCCGCCCCCUCCCCGAGCUCCUCCACGACCGCCAGCUCGCCCGCGCCCGCUCAAACGCUCCCCCUGAUCACGCCCGCGCCGCCCGCGAUACUGCUCUCGCCCACGGCCACCGUUAUCACUACGCCUACGUCGCUGGUGAAGAAGACGACGCCCUCCACCGCCGGCAGCACGCCCGGGAGCCCGCCCGCGGAGGACACGUCUUGCCCGCCCUCGCCUGCCGGAGGUGACGGCACGGAGGCUCCUGGAGACGAUGACGUCGGCGCCAUUGUGAGUCUUGAGAGCCAUUUUGUGCAGACGCAGUCGUGUGAGGGCGAGGCAGGAGCCGCGCGGAGGGACGAGGACAAGAAGAAGCCCCGCCGACGCCGCACGGCCUUCACGCACGCGCAACUGGCCUACCUGGAAAGGAAGUUCCGCGUGCAGAAGUACCUCAGCGUCGCCGACCGCUCCGACGUCGCCGAGGCCCUCAACCUCUCCGAGACGCAGGUCAAGACGUGGUAUCAGAACCGCAGGACCAAGUGGAAGCGGCAGAAUCAGAUGCGCCUGGAGCAGCUCCGUCAGAGCGCCGGGGUCGGAGUGGAGAAGGAGCUGCUGGGAAGCGCAGGGGGGCGCAGCUCCCCUGUUGACCCCCUGAGCGUGGUGGCUCCGACCUGCUGCCCGCCUUACUUCCUGCCGCCCGUCGACCGGUCCUGCUUCAUCACCACAGCAGGACUCUUCACCAGGUUGCCCUACAGCCCCUCGUGCCACUUGUGA